AUGCCGCAAAAUUACGGUUCCGAAUAUACCGGCUCCAAGCUUACUAGCUACGGCUUGAAGUUUCAUAACUGGCCAGGAGCUGGUGAGCAGGCUGCGGAGCAUUUCGGUCUCUCCCAUGCUGUGAUCGUUCCGGCAAAUGCUCGCCGCAUAUUGAUCGGAGGUCAACUCGGAAUUCGAGAUGACGGUUCCAUCCCCACAGACCCAGUGGAGGAAGCGGAUAUCGCCUUUGAACAUGUUGAGCGUGCCCUGAAGGCUGCUGGCGUUGGAGACAAUGCGUGGGAAUACGUCUACAAGGUUUGGCAUACUGAAUGUGAAGUUACGUUAGAAAUACGCAACUGA
This is a messenger RNA of Penicillium crustosum, 339 nucleotides long. RefSeq lists its product as uncharacterized. Lineage: Eukaryota; Fungi; Ascomycota; Eurotiomycetes; Eurotiales; Aspergillaceae. Bases 1 to 339 code for a protein of 112 amino acids. The record is from RefSeq and is a predicted model, not a curated record. The transcript has a single exon.